Molecule: messenger RNA, 867 nt
Organism: Exophiala aquamarina CBS 119918
Lineage: Eukaryota; Fungi; Ascomycota; Eurotiomycetes; Chaetothyriales; Herpotrichiellaceae
Product: serine/threonine protein kinase
Exons: 1
Coding region: 1-867 (288 amino acids)
Biological process (GO): protein phosphorylation; intracellular signal transduction
Molecular function (GO): protein serine/threonine kinase activity; ATP binding
Source: RefSeq, a predicted model, not a curated record
AUGGAUCAGCUUUGGACCCUGCAGCCCAGCCUCAUCCUCUCCCUCCACCAACUUCUGCUGCAUCCAGUAUACUACAAGCAGCAAUCUGGUGAAUAUACACUAAUGACGAACCACGCUGAAUUGCUCAUGGUCGGCAUGAGCGCAAAGACAUUUCGCAUUGGCAAUAGGGUGGUUAAAGUAUGUAACGUACUUCCGGAAGAUCCAGCUAUAACACAACAGAAUCUAGCAUGCUGCGAGACGGAAGCUCUUGUGUACCGAAUACUUGAGGAACACCCCCGGAUUGCUCGUUGUCACUCGAGCAAUCCGCCGCUGGGAUUGAUCGAACUCGAAUUCUAUCCAAACGGCAACAUAAAAGCUUACCUCGAAAGGAAAGACUCGAAAACACCAGAAGCUGAUAAGAAACGCUGGGGUAUUCAAAUGAUCGAGAGUAUCUCCUACCUCCAUUCAAAAGGCGUCAGACACGGAGAUCUUCGAUUAGAACAGUGGCUUUUGGACGACGAGCAGAGUGUCAGACUCUCUGAUUUCAACGGCUCGGGAUUCGAUGCUCAGCCGACUCUUGCCCUCAAAGAGAGGCCAGCACUGGGGCUCGAAUGUUCAAGCCAUUGGCUUCCCCGACCCAAUGCCGUUGACAGCUCUGAACAGACUGAUCUUUUCGCACUGGGCUCGUCACUAUAUGAGCUCGUGGUUGGUGAAAAACCCUUCGCAGGGAUCGACGACCAGACGAUAGAAACAAGAUACGAACAAGCAAUCUUUCCAAACACCGAGGGACUUUUAUUUGGUAGAGAAAUCUCCAAAUGCUGGCACCAGGAGUUUGAGAACAGCAAGGAAUUAUUGAACGCCGUGACGAACACACUCAGCAGGAAAUAA